Pogona vitticeps (central bearded dragon) is the source of this 4408-nucleotide messenger RNA. NCBI's taxonomy places the organism in Eukaryota, Metazoa, Chordata, Lepidosauria, Squamata, Agamidae. The record is from RefSeq and is a predicted model, not a curated record.
GACAGAGUGAAGCAGAUGCCCCGGGAAGCAGAUUUCGCUUUUCAUGAAAGGAAAACAAAGGUCUUAAGAGAUGACUUCCGCCAGGCUCCCAGCGAUGUGGUCGUGGCUGCCGGUGAGCCAGCUGUGAUGGAGUGCAUUCCCCCGAGGGGACACCCAGAGCCGACCAUUUCCUGGAAGAAGAACAACAUCCGCAUCAGUGACAAGGAUGAGCGCAUUACGAUCCGAGGUGGUAAGCUGAUGAUGUCCAACACUCGCAAAAGUGACGCUGGCAUGUACAUCUGUGUGGCCACCAACAUGGUGGGUGAACGGGACAGCGAGCCUGCAGAACUGGUGGUCUUUGAGCGACCAACUUUCAUCAAGAGGCCCAUAAACCAGGUAGUGCUUGCUGAGGACACUGUGAACUUCUACUGUGAAGUGCAAGGAGACCCCGUCCCUACAUCCCGUUGGCGGAAGGAGGAAGGCGAGCUUCCCCAAGGGAGAUCAGAGGUUCAGAAUGAUAACAGUCUGCGCAUCAGUCGGGUGAGCGCGGAGGACGAGGGCACCUACACUUGUGUGGCUGAGAACAGUGUGGGCAAAUCAGAAGCUUCGGGAUCCCUCAGCGUCCAUGUUGGCCCAUUCUUGCCCCCCCAGCUAGUGACUCGUCCUCGGGAUCAAAUUGUAACGCAAGGCCGCACAGUGACUUUCCAGUGUGAGACCAAAGGAAACCCACCACCGGCUGUGUUCUGGCAGAAGGAAGGGAGCCAGAUUCUUCUUUUUCCCAGCCAACCGCCUCAGGCAAUGGGCCGCUUUUCUGUAUCUCCCAGCGGUGAGAUGACUAUCAUGGAUGUGCAGACCUCUGAUUCGGGUUAUUACAUGUGCCAGGCCAUUAGUGUGGCAGGAAGCAUCCUGGCCAAAGCUCUCCUGGAAGUAGAAGAUGUGACAUCAGAUCGUAUUCCACCAAUCAUUCGCCGAGGGCCAACCAAUCAGACACUUGCCAUAGAUUCCACAGCACAGCUACAGUGCCAGGUAACUGGGAAUCCCCUACCCAGCAUUCAGUGGCUGAAGGAUGGGCAACGGAUUGUGGGCAGUGACCCAAGGAUCAGUCUGUUGGACAAUGGCACACUGCAGAUUACAAACCUCCAGAUUUCAGACUCUGGACUGUACGUGUGCAUCGCUACAAGCUCCACCGGCGAAACAAGAUGGAGUGGGUCUCUUCUAGUGCAAGAGAAUGGGGUUGAUCUCCAAGCACAGCUUCCGGAGCCCAGCCUUCUCCCGGGACCACCCUCUGUGCCUCUGGUCACCGAUGUCACCAAGAACAGUGUUGCUUUGAUCUGGAAGCCAAGCCCUGUGAGUGGGGGCGCCGCUGUCAGUUCAUACAUAAUUGAAGCAUUCAGUCAAUCUUCAGGUAGCACCUGGCAGACAGUGGCAGACAAUGUGAAGCUGGAGAAGCACACAGUUAGUGGCUUGAACCCCAACACCAUUUACCUGUUCCUCAUCCGUGCUGUCAAUUCUUAUGGUUUGAGUGAUCCCAGUCCUGUCUCGGAGCCAGUUCGUACACAAGAUGUGAGUCCCACCAGGCAAGGAGUGGACCACCGGCAGGUGCAAAAGGAACUUGGAGAAGUCGUGGUACAGCUGCAGGACCCCAUCGUGCUCACCUCAACCACGAUCCAAGUGACAUGGACGGUUGACCGCCAGGCUCAGUUCAUCCAAGGCUACCGAGUAAUGUACCGGCCCAAAGGGAGCGCCUGGCUGGUGCAGGAUGUGAAGUCCCCGGCUGAACGGAGCACAGUCCUAGUCAGUCUGCAUAAAGGCCAGGAGUAUGAGGUCAAAAUCCGCCCAUAUUUUGAUGAGUUCCAAGGCAUGGACAGUGAGGUGCUGUUGGUACGCACUCCAGAAGAAGCCCCCAGUGCUCCUCCUCAAGCAGUUACUGUGGUGACAGUGGGCACCAGCAACAGUACCAGCAUUAGUGUAUCCUGGGAACCCCCUCCACCUGCCGAGCAAAAUGGGAUCAUCCAGGAUUACCGGGUUUGGUGCCUUGGAAAUGAGUCUCGCUAUCACAUCAACAAGACAGUAGAUGGAACGGUCCAUUCGACAGUCUUGCUGGGCUUGGUGCCAGGGAUGGUGUACCGCACCGAGGUAGCAGCAGCCACCAGCGCAGGUGUUGGAGUGAGGAGCGCCCCAGUCACGAUACAGAUCAAGCCCUUGCCAGACCAGGACACUGUGCCGGUGAGCAGCGGGGACGUGAGCCUUGCCGAGCAGAUCACAGAUGUGGUGAAGCAGCCAGCCUUUAUAGCGGGCAUCGGAGGGGCCUGCUGGGUCAUCCUCAUGUGCUUCAGCGUCUGGAUCUACUGUCGUCGGAAGAAGAGAAAGGAGCUGAGUCACUACACAGCUUCCUUUGCCUACACUCCAGCAGUAUCUUUUCCCCAUACAGACGGGCCGGCCCGUGGCAACAGCAGCCGGCCUGGCAUGCUUGCGAUGGCCACUAGUGCCUCCAGCUAUCCGUGGCUGGCUGAUUCGUGGCCAGCCCCGAACCUGUUGCGGAAUGGGAAGGCAAAGGAGCCCGGAGGGGCUUGCUGCCCAGGAAGCCACAACACAACCGAGAGAUACUACAACGAUGCUGGGAUUUCCAAUUACAUUGCACAGACGGAGAAGUUUGGGACAGGAGUGUCCGAUGGGCCCAUUUACAGCACCAUUGACCCGGCCAGUGAUGACAUGAGGACAUUCAACGGGGCCUUUUCCCAGCAUACCACUCCCUAUGCCACAACUCCCGUCGUACCAUAUGGGGCAACACAUCUACCGUCCCCUGAUGAAGAGGAAAGCCAAUGGAGCGCCCAGCCUGGGAUCUCCAGCAUCCAGUAUGCCCAGCCCGAACGGAGUCGGGCAGAGACCGCUGUAAAGCCUGGGAAACAGAAAUCGAUGGGAAAGCCAGUGAAAACGCCGUCCCUCAACUGGACCGAAGUGCUUCCCCCGCCACCGUCUGCCAGUGAACUGAGCCAAUACGUGGAGGAAGAAGAGGAAGAAGAAGAAGAGGAAGAGCUAGAAAUUGGAUCAGAGGUGGAAGAGUGGUGCCCGCCCUUGCCAGAAAGGACCUACCUGAUGGAGAACAUCCAGGAGGAGCCAUGCCCUCCGCCUCCCCCACGUGGCGAUGCCUCCUCUCCCGCAAAUUCCUACGGGCAGCAAUCGACCGCCACGCUGACCCCCUCGCCCCGGGAGGAGAUGCGAGCGUCUGAGGACAUUCCCAGGCUGCACCACUUUGAGAUCCCACACCUGCCCAGGCGGUUGCCCAACGGCUCAGGACCGCUGCCCAGGGCUUCCAGUCCUCCCUUGACUCAGUCCAACCCAAACCUAAAUGUGCCUGAAGAGGGAACGGAACAUAUGGUUGGCAGGCAAGGUCAUCACCGAAACCUGAGUCAGACACCAGGACAAAGUACAGAGAACGCGGACCCUCCAGGAGCUGGCAAGCCCCAUCCCAAUGUAGGGGACAUGCCUCUCCCUCCGGGACAGAAAGGGAGAGGCAAGAAGAAAUCCAAAUCCAGCCACUACCGUCGGGAGAAGAAGCAGGGAGAUCUCCCGCCCCCACCCUUGCCGCCUCCCGCAGAAGACCUCAACAUCUGCGUUCCAGAUGGCGCUCCACGACUGGACUGUGACCCUUCCUCCCUGGCUAAGGAGGUGAACUGCACCGCAGCCCUGGAGCGGAAAGCCAUCCACCGCACUGCAGCAGGCCAGCACUACCACCAGCACCGAGAUGAAGAGGAAAUCAUCCCGUAUAGUAAGCCGAGCUUCCUUUCCAGAAGUCAGGUGUCAAGCAAUUGUUCUACAACAGGGAGUUCUUCUUCCAGAGGAUCAACAGGAUCUAGAGGUCAUGGGUCAGGACGCAGCCGGACAACAGGGGAUCGUGGCGAGGAAAAAAGAUGAAACCAAAAGGAGUUGGCGAGAGCAGAGGAGGGCCAACUUAGUGGCAUCUCUGGACUUUGGGCCGGGGUGGGGGAUGAGGUUCCGUGCUUCUAAUUUAUGACCCUUCAAAAGGAGCCGUGUGGCCUGGCCCCUUGUAAAUAAUGUUUGUUCCCUGCAGGUCGGCAGUCCCUGGAAGCCAAGAAAGCUGUAUUUAUAAACCAAGAUAAAGGGACACUCCAGCCCUCGGGCCUCCAUGGGGCUGGGUGGGUUGUUUGUUUGAUUGUUUUCUCACAUUACUGCAAGUUUGUGCCCAGUGAGGAGGGGGAAUAUCCGAGAAGGUUACAGGGGAAGGGGCUCGCCUGCUGCUAAUCCAUUUCGGAAUGGGCAAUGAGGAGCAGCCCACAACACAUCAAGCACAUGCUCCCAUUCUGCCCGGGUGCUCGGUCUCUCCUGCUCCAAGGCAGGAAUGACCAAGGGGUUUCUUUGAUAGCUCAUGAAUCCUUUUGUAAAAUGACCAAUAAAGCUGUUUGUUACC